CCCCCGACACAAUCUGGCGCUCUCUGCUCUCCUCACCGCGCAGCUUUUCUAAUCGUCCUCCUCAAACCGAGAGUGUCCGGAUCGACACUGCUACAUUCCUGAGGACAACUUCUAUUACCGCUCAUGAACUUUACAUUCAGUCUAUAUAGAAGAAACGUUUGGAGAACAUCCGGACAUUCUCGCUUCCUUGUUAUUAUAUAACUUUUGUUGUACUUGAACGACUCCUACAUUCCAAAGACUUUGGACCGGACGGACACCGAUAGUUUAAAUUUCAGAAUCAACGAUCAAAGUCAUUUUCUUAUUGUAAUACUACUUUGAACGGACCAAAUAAGCAGGAGCCAGCAGCCUACGUCUGUUGCACAAUCCACUAGUCUUAACUAUUUUCCCCUUACGUGUAGUCUUAGGUAACAAAAGAGUCAACAAUGGCAGGUACUGGUAUGAACUCUCUGGAAGCUGUGAAGAGGAAGAUCCAGUGUUUGCAGCAGCAGGCCGACGACGCAGAGGACCGGGCGCAGGUCCUACAGAGAGAGCUGGACGGUGAACGGGAGACUCGAGAGAAAGCGGAGGGUGAUGUAGCAGGCCUGAACCGUAGGAUCCAGCUGGUGGAGGAGGAGUUGGACCGAGCCCAGGAGAGACUGGCCACAGCACUGCAGAAACUGGAGGAGGCUGAGAAGGCUGCAGAUGAGAGUGAGAGAGGGAUGAAGGUGAUUGAGAACCGAGCAAUGAAGGACGAGGAGAAGAUGGAGAUUCAGGAGAUGCAGCUGAAAGAGGCCAAACACAUUGCCGAGGAGGCCGACCGUAAAUAUGAGGAGGUGGCUCGUAAGCUGGUGAUCCUGGAGGGAGAGCUGGAGAGAGCCGAGGAAAGGGCCGAGGUCGCAGAAUGUAAAGCCAGUGACUUGGAGGAGGAGCUGAAAAAUGUCACCAACAACCUGAAGUCGCUAGAAGCCCAGUCUGAGAAGUACUCAGAAAAAGAAGACAAGUUUGAGGAGGAGAUCAAAGUUCUGACUGACAAACUGAAGGAGGCUGAAACCCGUGCAGAGUUUGCAGAGAGAUCAGUGACCAAACUGGAAAAGUCCAUUGAUGACCUGGAAGAGAAAUUAUCAAAUGCCAAACAGGAGAAUCUGAACAUACACAAAGUCCUGGACCAGACCCUGCUGGACCUCAACAACUUAUAAACACACAGAGAGGAAGCUGGAGAGGAUGAGAUCGUCAUGUAACAUUCCAUUAAAUGUUUGACUCCAUUCCACAUUUCGAGCUGUAAAAUCUUUAUCCCCCACAUAAAAGGGGGAUUAACUUAAUACUUGUCCCUUGAUAUUUUUUUCUAAGGCACAACUUUUUUUUUUUGUUAAGAUGGGACCUAUUGCUUUUUUUUAAAUCUUGAAUUGCAGAAAUUCUUUCCAGAAAUGCAAUUUUGACCACUUAUUUAGAAAGAACUGGCAAUUAAUACAAAGAAACAUCAGAUUUGGUCAUUCAACCACUUCCACUCAGUUUGUUUCAGUUUAUUUUAUAUGGACAUACAACACAUUGAGCUUCUGUCUGAUUAUUUUAACAGAUGAAAAUUGAUUUCACUCAGUCUACAUUAGUGGCUCAGAAGUGCCACCUAGUGGUAAUAUGAAGUUUGUUUUUCUGAUCAUGCUACUACCUACAAUGUAACAGACACUCAAACUACUCGGUGUGUUAGCAUUGACCCCUGAACAUGUUUGUGUUCAUACAGCAAGAUGGUUAAAUGGAAGGUUUUCAUUCAUAAACUCGAGGCACAUGCUGCUCAGUAAAGUCUAGGCUUCCUUACAUUUAAUAAAAAAAAGUAAGGCCUGCUCUGCGGCUUAUAUUAGAGAUGCACAGAAUAUUUACAGUGCAUCACUUUUCUUCUACUCUGUUUUGGUGUGGGAAUUUGUGCUAACCUGAGAGCUGUGCAUGCACAGUAUGUAGCACACGAUGUGCAUAUCUUACUUGUACCACCCUUCCUUAAAUUUGGCCUGACCAUUGACACCUUCUGCAUCAUUGCCAGCAAUGUGCCAUAAUGUAGCCAAUAUAUUGUAUUAAACCCCAAAUCACUGGAAACUCAAGUCAUGUUUUAUCAACCAUGGAUAUUAGUGUAUAUAAUAGAAUAAUGUUAGCUAUGUGAGAUGUUGUUAAGCCUUUUUUCCCAUUUAUGCCACUUCUUUUUGCCAGGGGAACUCUCAAGACCAAAGAACACAUAUAACACAGACAAUAUGUUUUUUUUUUUAUGUUUUAUUUUUGUUUGUGAUGGUCAUCAUGGUUUCAUCUCAUGCCAGGGCCAUGAAAAGCACCUCACAUCUGAUUGAGACCAUUUGGAACUGUUUCAUUUACCACCCAACUCUAUGUCAACCUAAUAAAUGUUUUACAGAAA
Molecule: messenger RNA, 2371 nt
Organism: Monopterus albus (swamp eel)
Lineage: Eukaryota; Metazoa; Chordata; Actinopteri; Synbranchiformes; Synbranchidae
Product: tropomyosin alpha-1 chain
Exons: 8
Coding region: 423-1175 (250 amino acids)
Source: RefSeq, a predicted model, not a curated record